GCCAGACUGAAAUCGACAUCUCCGGUCCGAGUCAUCCCGAGCCAUGCCUUCUGCUGUGACAUCCGUCCUCCUGAUGGGGGCGCUGAUGGUCGCGUCGGCCUUUGCUCAAUCUUACGACCUGGAUGGGGUGAAUACGAUGUGCGCCAACAUGGAGCUGGAGGAGUGCUCCAGUGAUACCAUGUGCGGGGUGUACCGCCUCAACGAAAACAGCUGUGUCAAAGUACUGACCAUAGAGAAGGAUUUCGCCAACGCGGAGAUGUUGUGCCAAAUUUACCGUGGAGAUGUGGUGAAGGUGCAAAACGAGGAGGAGCACAACAAGCUGCUGUGUAUGAUGUACCGGCUGUACCGGCGGCGACUCCACUACUGGGUCAGCGCUGUGAGAGGAGACGAUGGUGGCUUCUCCUGGGCUGAUGGGAGUGGAGCCGUGACGUUUGCUCCAUGGCGUAGCGGUCAACCCGACAACUAUAACAACGGCGAGAACUGCGUGUGGAUGAACUCUGGCAGCUGGGGUCCAUGGAACGACAUCCCGUGUAGUGCGAUGGCUUCUGUGGCGUGCCAGAUGGCGAUGUGAUUGAUUGUCCGAUGGCGACCGAGAGCAGCCGCCCAGUUUUGGCUCCUCGUGAGCACAAGCAGCCAAUAAACC
Messenger RNA from Doryrhamphus excisus (bluestripe pipefish), 643 nucleotides. RefSeq names its product C-type isolectin Sp-CL4-like. Lineage: Eukaryota; Metazoa; Chordata; Actinopteri; Syngnathiformes; Syngnathidae. The record is from RefSeq and is a predicted model, not a curated record.